AUGACAGUAAAAAAUAAAAAGAGAUCUCUGUCUUCGGACUACGGAGAGAAACCUAAGAUAAAGAGAUCUAGAAAUGGGUGUCACAAUUGCAAAAGACUUAAGAUAAAGUGUGACGAGUGUAAACCUAAAUGUUCAUACUGUAUUAAAACCGACACCAAAUGUGAUUAUUCUAUGAAAUUGACAUGGGGUGGCAGACCAUAUAAGAAUGAAACUAAGCGAAACAAGCUGGGAUAUGCAAAUAGGACGCAUACUUUUGAAGGGAUCAAGCCGGAAUUGAACUCUAAACAAGGUACGGAGAACGAUAAGAUUCAAUUUAUUGUUGAACGAACGAAUAUGAAUGAAAUCAAGACAGAAUCGAGUGAUAAGUGGAAGAUUUCGUCAACGUCGACGAACUCGACAGACUCGAAGAACCAGGUUAACGAUGAUCUGGAGAAGAAGCUUAGCCCUGAGGACAUGGACGGGAAAGGUGCAAAAUCAAAUAACUCUUUCGAUGAAACAGAAUUAUCAAAACCAUCCAACUUAAUGAACACUCUCAACUCACCACCAGCAUUUACAACACCGAGCGGUGAUUCAAUCCUAAGCGAUUUCAAUACUUUUCCACAUCAUCAGAAUUUCAACAUUCUUAGUACCAGGACACCUAACCAGGACUUGAAUGAUUUGCAGAAUACCAAUGAAAAUGAUCCUGUUUCUAUAAGUGUUGUUGACAAAGCAUCUAAGAUUGAAACUCCGAGGGAAGACAAUUUAAAUUCAAUUAUUGAUAGUAUUCCUGAGAUUUCAACAGGUAUUGAAAGCUUAUCAAAUGAGUUGGAGAGAAUUUCCAAUGGUGGCUAUCUGCUUAAUUUAAAAACCUCUGAGAUUUUGAAUAACUAUAUGCUCUCAAAUUUGGAUGAAAGUACAGAACAUCCCACAGACAAAGGCUCAAACACGAACAGAUUUCAUAAUAAGGACUUCGUCAGCACUCAAACUCCGUGGAGUCCUUCUAGUGAUUUGAAUCUUGACAUAUCAGACUUUAAGGCAAGCAGACCACUGUCAAGAUUAGAAAUAAGAGAGGAAGCAUUUAAUAAUUACUCAGAUGAUUUGGCAAAAAUUGAAGCUUAUCUUCCAGAGAGACAAAAGUCUAAUCUAUUGGAUGAUUUUUUAUCUUCAACAAAUUCAAUUAGUCUGUUUGCGUACAACAUUGGAAGUAGUAAUAAAGUCAGGGAAAUUGAAGAAGAUGAGAAUGAAGAAGAGAGCAAUCAGCGGCUGCUUCACGAUAUUGAUAUUGACCUGGAUUUUAUGAGUUCCAUUGGAACAUCGACAAAAGAGCCCAACAAACAUAUCUUAACCGAUGCUGAGUUAUUUGAAUCUAUUCCACCCCUGCUUGUUCCUUUACCAGAAAUUUUAAUAGAGGUGCCGUUUUAUCGUAAUCUUAUGCAUUUUUGGGUAAAUGUUGCUUCCCAAAACUUAGUCCCAGCACCAUCAUACAUUUAUUCUGACAAUCCGUUCAAGGUACUCUUACCACAGAUGGCUAUGGAAUACCCAUCUAUUCUCACCACCCUAUUGGCGUUUGCUGCUUCUAUCAGAUCGCUGCUUCUAGGACCGGAAAAUAUACCUACAAAAAUUGUUGAUCAAUUAUUAGCAAGAUCAUGUAAUGAGUUGUUGAAGCUAUUGAAGGAUAAACAUGAAUCGACGUCAGAUGGAACUUUAGCCACUGUUUUAUUACUUUCGUGUUAUGAAUCUUUCCAAUCGAAUGAUUUUGAUAGACAUAGAACACAUGCAUUAGGUGCAAGGCAAAUAGUUAUGGCAAGACGUUGUUUCUUGCCAUGUGAAAGUCCGGAAUCGGAUAAAAGUACGCCUUCAUCUACAUCGAGUAAUCUGAACUCAAGGGGUAAGGAGAGUGAUAUAGCGUUCUUUUUGAUGAGAUGGUUUAUCUAUGUGGAUGUAAUGGGUGCAUUAUCUGCGACCAAGAAUUCUCAUAAGUAUUUGACAUCUGAAAAUGGGCAUUACCAGCCGAUUGAAUCUGUAGCUAACUUGACAGAUUUCGAUAACAACGCAUUAGAUAUUGACAGGAAAAGUGAUAUUGACCAUUUGCUAGGUUUUGACAUACGCGUGUUACCCCAACUAACUGAUAUCGCUUUGCUUAUCAGAAAAUCGGAUUCGUACUUAGAACAAGCUGGCGAUGACUGUAGCACGUUACCAAUAACUAUCAUUACUGCAGCUUUAGAAGUCAAAGAAAGUAUCACUAGUGCUUAUGAAGUUGGCGAGGCCAGACGUCAGGCAAAACUUGACAGCAUCAUAGAUUACAAGAUCCAACGCAAAAGAGAAACUCAUAGAACCGACUCGCCUCCGAAUUUAAACCAUAUAAUGCAACAAUAUGACAUUCUAAGAGCUACAAAUAAAAUCUUUUGUGAUAUGGGCCUUCUUAAUUUAUACCGCCGUGUGUUGUGUGUGCCCCGUGAAUCUCCCAUAAUACAGGACUUAGCUGAUGGUAUUGGACAGAUAUUAGAAUUGACAAUUGAAUCAAAGUCGUCUGCAGAAAUCUGUUCCAUAUUCGCCUUAUUCUGUGCUGGCUGUGAAACUUUAGAUCCAAAUAUGAGAUCGCUCUUUUACAAUAGAUUUACAAAACUCACAGAAAUGGGGAAUGUCAAUGCAAUGAAAAGUCUUCAGAUAAUGUCCAGAUGCUGGAACACAGGUGAAGAUUGGAUAGUUGCUUCUAGAAAAUUAGAUAUAGAUGUAGCACUCUUAUAG
Messenger RNA from Debaryomyces tyrocola, 2727 nucleotides. The record is from the annotation of a GenBank genome assembly. NCBI's taxonomy places the organism in Eukaryota, Fungi, Ascomycota, Pichiomycetes, Serinales, Debaryomycetaceae.